CUCACCAAGGUCGGUGUAAUCCUCGCAUUCACAGAAGCCCUGGCGGCAGCAGCGAUGGCGGUGACCUACGACAAGGCGGCGCGCGUGCUGUUCUGGGGCGGCGUGAGCUCUGUCCUGGCCUCGCUCUUGGCCUUCCUCGGCCUCGCCUCCUGGUGGCCCACCUUCCUCGCCUCCUGGACCCUGGCAGGUGCCGCGUACAUCGUCCUCGCUAGCUUUAAGGUUUUCCCAGUUGGAAAAGCGGUGCUGAUCACUGGCUGCGAUUCCGGAUUCGGAUACGCCACGGCCCUCUUUCUUGAUCAGAUGGGUUUCCGCGUGUUCGCCUGCUGCCUCCUGGCCGACGGCGGCGGCGAGGGCGCCCAGAGGCUGCGGCGCGAGGGAUCCCGCCGCCUCCACGUCCUACAGCUGGACGUGACCAAAGAGGAGCAGAUCGACAGCGCUCUCCGCAGCGUGAAGAAUCUUUUGCCACCUGGAGAAGUCCUUUGGGGUUUGGUGAACAACGCCGGGAUCAACCCGUACGGCGCGGUGGAGUGGACCUCGAUGAGCGUCUUCAAGAACACGUGCGAAGUCAACCUAUUCGGGACCAUCGCUGUAACGAAGGUCUUUUUGCCUCUUAUCAGAAGUGCCAAAGGUCGAGUCGUGAACGUUGGCAGCGUGCGCGGCAGGAUGGCCUCGCCGCUCGGAGCCGCCUACGAGGUCUCUAAAUACGGCGUCGAGGCCUUCAGCGACGUCCUGAGGCAUGAAAUGAGAAGAUUCGGCGUUGACGUGUCUUUAAUCGAACCAGGAAACUUUACUGCGGGCACCAGCAUCUUCACGGAGGAAAGCAAUCUUCGUUAUUCCCAGAAGAUGUGGCAGGGGAUGGAUGACGGCGUGAAGGCGGAUUAUGGAAAGGACACUUUCGACGAAGCUCUGAGGCGCCAGUUGCAAGUCUCGAAGUCUGGGGACAAGGACGUGACCGAGGUUUUGGAGGCGAUCGCCGAGGCGCUGACGCAGCGGUUUCCGCAGGGCCGCUACCAGCCGAUGCAGCUCUUCUAUUACGUCAUGGUGUUCGUGAGCCAGCACUUCCCGGAGUGGGUCUACGACUACUUGUACAUCGAGUUCUUGAUGAAAUAAUAUUUUCUCAAUAAACAAUGCGAUGGC
Messenger RNA from Penaeus chinensis, 1137 nucleotides. Its product is annotated as D-beta-hydroxybutyrate dehydrogenase, mitochondrial-like. Lineage: Eukaryota; Metazoa; Arthropoda; Malacostraca; Decapoda; Penaeidae. The transcript has 9 exons. The record is from RefSeq and is a predicted model, not a curated record. Bases 55 to 1110 code for a protein of 351 amino acids.